AGUUCCAACGCCAACCAGUUGAGGUCAACCUAACCCCGAGAGGCUCCACCUCUAACUUCCGUCUCCAAAACCCAAAAGGAGUGGCGCCAAAGCUUGACAACAAGGCGGCUUUUCGCUUUUUGCAACGGGCGAUCCCUAGAAGUUUUCUUUUCUUCACAAAUCUCAUCCUCAACGAGUUGUCCCCCCCCCACCCCUCCCCCGUUUUCUUACACUCCCCUCGACAAAUGCGGACUUUAUAGCGACAAAGUCUCGCGAGUGUUCCCAAUCUUUCUGCCCGUCCAGAUGUCAACAUGGCUCGGAAGAGCGAGCAACUUCUCAUCGUGUUAUCCAUCCUGGAAGGUCGCGACUUCCCCAAGUGCCCUCGGCUCAGCCUGGAGGUUCAGGCGAGCUUCGACGGCGAGCAGCUCACCACCGACCCUGUGGAGCACCUGGACCAGCCGCGCUUCAGUACCGAGCUGGCCUGGGAGCUGGACCGCAAGAUGCUGCACCAGCACAGACUGCAGAGGACCCCCAUCAAGAUCCAGUGCUUCGCCGUGGACUCCAGCAGCGACAGCAGGGACAACGUGGGCUACAUCGUGCUGGACCUCAGAUCCGUUCAGGAAGUCCCGCAGGACCCUCGCUGGCACACGCUGCUGAGCAGCAAGUACACCAAGAAGAAGCCCUCGCUGCUCCUCAGCAUGGUGCUGGAGAACGACGGCAAGGCCACGCCGCCGCCGACCGCUCCCCGAGCGUCCCGAGACAAGAAGGCUGUAAAAGCGCCCGACUCCGGCCGCCCCCCCGCCCCGCAGCCGCUCCCGGACAAGCUGGAGGCGGUCCUGGUGCCCGAGCGGGGUUACCAUCAGGUGGGACCCGACAACGUCGCCAGCGACAUGUUUGUGCUGUCCGUCACCGUGGCGUUUGCCGCCAAGUUGGAACAGUUAAUCCCCGGCACGUUCGAGCUGUCAUCGGAGGACGCCGGCUUCUUCUUCUUCUACACGUUGCUGGGCAACGACAUCACCACCGAGCCCUUCCGGAACAUCCUGGCGCCGGACUUCCAGCCCGAGCGCGCCUCGUUGCGCAUCCGCAGCAGCGCCGGCGCCGUGCGCGCCUUCCUGUCUCAGCAGCCCCCCCUGCAGAUCCACCUGUGCUGCGGCACGCGCUCGCUGGGUGGCGCCGACGUGCCGCUGGCCGCGCUGGCCGGGCUCCCCGUGGACCUGCGGGAGGGGGCAGCCACCGUGGAGGGCGUCUUCCUGCUGCGGCCCCCCGCCGGCGUCGGGCCGCCAACGCCGCUCGCUCACUUGCAGUCCAACGUCAGCGUGGCCGUAACGCUGCGCCGCGAGGACGUGGCGCCGCAGCUCCAGAAUUUGCCCCCCCAGGAAGGAUGCAAGCCAAACUCAUUGACGCUCGCCGCGCCCUACGCCAAGGACCAAAUGGCCAGUUCCACUCCGAUCCGAAAGCCUCCCGACGCGACGGCGUCACAGAACGGCCACGACGCCGAGCCGCUCGCUCCGAGUCAGGCCCGGGGCGACGGCGCCGCUUCCUCCGUCCUGGCCUCGGCCCCCAAAGCGUCCAUCCCGCCGUCGGCGCAUCGCUUCUGUUUCUCUCUGGAUCUGUGCGGGCUCAGGCAGACCGGCCUCCCGCACCCUGUGGCCGCUACCGUCAGGUACUCGUACGAGUUCUUCGGCAGCGCGGCGCCGGUGACGACCGGCCGGCCGGUGGAGCUGCGCAGGAACGCCGACGUGUCUCCGCCGCACUCGUACUGCGCCUUUGACUUUGCCGCCGUGCCGCAGCAGCUGCAGGAAACCUUCCUCAGAGUGCCUCUGGUGUUGGAGCUCUGGCACAGGGACGGCGACGGCGCGGCGCCUCUCCCGAUUGGCCGAGCCUCGCUGCAGCUGUCCCGCCUGCUCGCCGCCGAGAGGACCCGACACCCGGCCGGUGCGAGCGAGGCGGCCUGGCGCAGAUCUCACCGGGACCGAGUGCCCUUUUUCUCCACCCUCAGUCCCAACGAGAAAGUGGCCGAGUUGAGCUUCGUGGCCACGCUGGACGACUUUGGACUGGUGAACGCCGCCGACCUCCCCGUGUGCGAUUCCGCGCCGAAAGAGGACGCGGGCGCGCUGCCCGCGGAUGCGCCUGCGCCCGCCGGCCCGCCGCCGGCCCGAGAUACCGCCGAGUACCGCGCCGCCCUGGAACUGGAGAUGUGGAAGGAGACUCAGGAGGAUCUGUUCAAUGAUCAGCUUCGGAGGAAAGAGUUCAGCCACAUGCAGGCUCUGGCGGAGGAGUGGCUGCGACGGGAGAGCGAGAGAGAAGCCUGGGUGAAAAAAAAGGAAAUGGAGUGCAGUCGUUUGGAGGAGCAGCUUCACAAGACUCUGUCCGAUCUGGAGACAAAGGAGAAAAAUCUGGUGGAAGCCGAGCUGAAGACGCAAAGGCUGCAGCGGGACCUGCACGCCGAACACAAGCUGGGCCAGAAGGAGGCGCAGGAGAGCGUCAAGAGGCUGCAGCUGGAGUGCGACCACCGGGUGGCGCUGGAGCGCGACAAAGUGCGCCUGAUGGAGGAGGAGCGAACGCGGCUGCUCAAGCAGAUCACCGACGGCGAGAACCGCUACAAGCAACUGGAAAAAGACUUCCAUCACUUCAGGGAGCAGCAGAGCGUCAAGCCCCAAGCGCGCCUCCAAUCCGAGAUCAACAUCCUGACUCUGGAGAAGGUGGAGCUGGAGAGGAAGCUGGAGGCCACCACCAAGUCCAAACUUCACUACAAGCAGCAGUGGGGGCGAGCGCUGAAGGAGCUGGCUCGCUUCAAACAGCGCGAGCAGGAGAACGCCGUCAUGCGUCUGAAGAAGCAGCAGGCCGAGUUGGAUGCCGUCCGGCUGCGCUACGUGGCGGCCGAGGAGAAGGAGGCGGUCCGGCAGGAGCGGCGGGAACUGGGAGACAUCAGGAACCGCCUCAACGGGUUGAAGCAGCAGCAGGGCGACGUGGGCCCCGCUUCCUCGGCCCCCCUCCCCGGCGUCAGCCACGGCGCCGAGGAACACCUGAGCCGCCUUCUGGAGGAGCGCGACACGCUGCUCCGGACCGGCGUCUACGGCCACGACGACCGCAUCAUCGCCGAGCUCGACCGGCAGAUCGGCGACGCCAUGGCCGACGCCAGCUGACCGCCGGCCGCCGCGCGGGCAAGAUCGGAAGCGCAGCGGAAAAAAGUGCCGGCGCGUUUGAGGCAAAGUGUUAGCGGGCUUAUGCUAAGCUAGGCUAACCCCAUGUCGCGUGUCAAUAAUGGUGAGAGCUCUUAUUUAUUUUUAAUGAUGUGUUUGACUAGCUGUGAAUGUGUUUUGAAAGGAGUCGGCGCAAUCGGCCGGCGCCGUAGCCCGACCUGAGACAUUUUCUGAUAAAACGUCACAAAAAGUCACUUUGUCCUCUCAAUUUUUAAGAAUGAAAUAAAAGCAGCAUACUGUAUGAUGCUGAAAUACCACUUG
Hippocampus zosterae (dwarf seahorse) is the source of this 3443-nucleotide messenger RNA. RefSeq names its product centrosomal protein of 120 kDa. Gene Ontology annotation, cellular component: centriole; centrosome. Gene Ontology annotation, biological process: centrosome cycle; interkinetic nuclear migration; positive regulation of centriole elongation. NCBI's taxonomy places the organism in Eukaryota, Metazoa, Chordata, Actinopteri, Syngnathiformes, Syngnathidae. The coding region runs from base 291 to 3125 and encodes 944 amino acids. The transcript has 18 exons. The record is from RefSeq and is a predicted model, not a curated record.